This is a messenger RNA of Daldinia caldariorum, 846 nucleotides long. RefSeq names its product P-loop containing nucleoside triphosphate hydrolase protein. The transcript has 3 exons. The record is from RefSeq and is a predicted model, not a curated record. Gene Ontology annotation, cellular component: cytoplasm. The coding region runs from base 1 to 846 and encodes 281 amino acids. NCBI's taxonomy places the organism in Eukaryota, Fungi, Ascomycota, Sordariomycetes, Xylariales, Hypoxylaceae.
AUGGAGGAUAGAAAAGCUUUCGUGGUCGGUAUUAGCGGGGCCUCGUCCAGCGGUAAGACGACGCUCGCCCGGCUGCUGCGCGACGUCUUCCCGGACACGUUUGUCCUGCACGAGGAUGAUUUUUAUAGGAAUGAGACCGAACUCCCUUACAAAGAAGGCCUCCUGGACUGGGACUGCGCCCAAGCUAUUAACAUCCCGGACAUGAAGCGGGCGCUGGAACAUAUCCGCGCCCACGGCACUUUUCCGCCCUUCGUCGACUCCAAAGAAGACCAAAACUCCGUCGGCGAGUGUCCGGUCCCCAACGCGGCCAUAAUCCGCGCCCGGGCCAAGGUCUCGCAGUGGCUGCAGCCGGGGCAGCCGGGCCACGCGGUCCUGGGCGCCGCCUCCGGCCUGCGCGUGUGCCUGCUGGACGGGUUCCUGCUGUACGCGCCGGACCUCGAGGCCGGCGGGAUCCCGGGGCUGCUGGACGCGCGACUCUUCCUGCUCGUGAGCCGCGCCAGCGCGACCCGCCGCCGCGAGCGCCGCGACGGGUACGUCACGCUCGAGGGCUUCUGGGCCGACCCCCCGGGGUACGUCGAGAAGGUCGUGUGGCCGAACUACGCGGAGUCGCACGCGGGGCUGUUCGUGGAUGGGGACGUGGAUGGCGGCCGCUUGGACGAGCAUGCGCUGCGGGAGAAGGGGAUUUUGGCGCAGACGGAUAAGGGGCUCGAUGUCGAUAUGGAGGUCACGUUUAAUUGGGCGGUGGAUACGCUGAUGAGGGAGUUGGAGAGGGCUUUUGGGGAGAGGAGAGGAGAGGAGGGGGAAGGGGAAGGGGAAGGGGAAGGGGGGGAAGGUGAUGUAGUGUGA